UGUAUUUUUCAAAUUAUUGACAAAAAUUGCAUUAAUUAUAUUAAAGUCAAUAUUAGCACAGAAUGAUUUAUUAUUGUGAUUCGGCGAUUAUGCAAACUACAGAAAGUGAUGGUAGACAAACGUGAUUUGUCUCGCAUCAAUGUUUUUCCUUAAAAUUUUAACAUCUUGCUAAUAAUAAAAUAAGCUUCGCGAUGGAACGGAUUUCUUCGCGUUUAUGUUUAUAUUUAUGUUACGUUCAAGAUAUCGGAUCGAGAAAUUCGAAUUGAGGACACAAUUGUUUUUUGAAGCUAAUCAAUAUAAAUAAAUUAUCUGAGAAUAUCAAUUUCAUAAGCGAAACUGCUGUAUAGAAGACAGAAUAGCUGUGAUAAAUAAAACAUAUACAGAGAAACAAGUCCUGUCAUCAAGAUAAACGUAUCUCUUUUGACAAUAGUCAUCUUUUUCGCGUCGAUAAUGAUUAAAAUUUAUUUCAUUUUCUAUCUUAAUUUCUAAUUUUUUUCCGUUCCGUCAAGAUGCGAGUCAACAUACGUUAAAAUUGUUAUUUUAUGCAAGAAAAAUAUCCAUCACUCACCAAUUGUAUACAAAUUAUCCGAAUGUCUUCUUUGAUCAUUUUCUGUUCCAUUAUCAUAUUUUUGUAUAAAUUCAGACGACAUAGAUUUAGCCAAACGCUGCCAUAUUGCCAUGGAAUGCCAUAUCAACAAUGUAAUUGCAGAUUCCAAAUUCGGGAAUUUUGUUGAAAUGGGAGAGACGCAAUCAGUUACACAACAAAUAAUAAAGGGAAAGAACGGCGAUCUUCGAAAUGAAACUAAGGAUAGAAUUGACAUCGAUAAACCACUUUGGAGUCAAGACACGUAUUUGGGAAGAUGGAUGCAUUAUGCCUUUAUCACCGAUUGUCGCACGAUUGUUGUGCCGACAAGCAAAUUGUGGGAAGCGAAGAAACUCUGCGAGGAUUAUAAAGCCGGCAAGGAGCCGGAAUGCCUGCAGAGAAAGGAUAUAAUCUACGCGAAGAAGCUACGGGACAGCGCCUUUCAUCCUGAUAACGGCGAGUUGAUGCAUGUGAUAGGAAGAAUGUCCUUUCAACUACCAAGUUCCGUCGUCCUCACCGCCGCAAUGUUGACUUUCUACAGGUCCGCUUACGGCGUCAUAGCGUGUCAAUUGGUUAAUCAAGGUUUCAAUGCGUUUGUCAAUUACACCAAUCGAAACGCGAUGAGCGACGAACCGCAAGACACCGAUGCGAUCCAACAGGCCUUCGUGCUGGCGACUGUAGCGAGUUGCGCGGCCGCUUUGGGAUUCAGGAAGCUAUUCUCCGGCAGAGGAACCCUCUUUGCAAGAUUCGCUCCGUUCUGUGCGGUGGCUGCCGGCAACAUAGUGAAUCUUCCCAUUAUGAGGCAACGGGAACUCACGCGAGGCAUCCCUAUAUUUGUCAAAAGUGAAGAUAAAGUCUGCAUCAUGAGGUCGCAGGUGGCUGCCGUCAAGGGCAUUUCCGAGUGCGUCCUCACCAGGAUAAUAAUGGCCGCGCCGGGAAUGUUGAUGAUCCCAAUUAUCACGCAACGAAUGCAACCGUACUGUUUCUACCAGCUUCGUCCGUGGAUCGCUUUUCCCAUAGAAAUCGGUUUAUGCGCGCUCAGUUUAUUGAUCAUGAUCCCUUCGGCGCUUGCUAUCUUCCCGCAGAAAAACUUGGAAGAUUUUAUCACGAUAUCGAUAAAACUAAAAAUAAAAAUGUUCAAUAUUGAGCAAAGGAACAAUCUGAAAAUAUUCUGCAAAAACCUAUAAAAUUGGAGCAUAGCGCCGGUGAUGGCCAUUCCACCUGGCACUUGGAAAGACAUUCUGCCAAAGACAUUUUGUAGGUCGCCGGUGUCAGGAUGAAAGGCUGACUCGUACAGCUUCUUCGCAUAGAUGAUUUGUUCUCUGGUCGUAUCAGCUGGUUCUUUGCCAAGUCUACAAGGUAUAUACAACCAUUUCCGAGUGAUUAGAAAACAUGAAA
Molecule: messenger RNA, 1981 nt
Organism: Nylanderia fulva
Lineage: Eukaryota; Metazoa; Arthropoda; Insecta; Hymenoptera; Formicidae
Source: RefSeq, a predicted model, not a curated record